Messenger RNA from Serpula lacrymans var. lacrymans S7.9, 429 nucleotides. RefSeq lists its product as uncharacterized. The record is from RefSeq and is a predicted model, not a curated record. The transcript is spliced from 2 exons. Bases 1 to 429 code for a protein of 142 amino acids. NCBI's taxonomy places the organism in Eukaryota, Fungi, Basidiomycota, Agaricomycetes, Boletales, Serpulaceae.
AUGCGCAGGUUCCUUGACCCACGUGUCCAUGAAAAUCAAACUUCCUCAAGCCAGUCGUCCUCUCCACCUGAGAUUUAUCACCAGCCUCAGGUUCAAACCUAUGAUAAUCCAUACCCGUACGCUGCCCCUUCCGAUGUUCCUAUUCACCAGUCUGCACCUCCCGAUGCCAACAGAGAUUAUAUGGAAACGCCCCCGAGGACUGGCCCAGAUCAUUACCAGCCGUUGGCGUAUACAGCUCCUUACGGCGUCGUUACUCAUGCUACUGAGCACGAUGCUAAUUACUGGCGUAACAUGUUCAUGGAACUCGGUUUUGGUGCAAACGGUGAUCAGCCUGUUUCGUUCCAUGACGGCUUUCGUGUUCCUCCUCACGGCCAUGGAAAUCCAGGUCCUCCUUCCUAUCAUCUCAAUCAAGCUGUGUAUGGCCAGUAA